GGCUCUCCGGUCGGCACCAUGGCGGUCGGCAAGAACAAGCGCCUGACGAAAGGUGGCAAGAAAGGAGCUAAGAAGAAAGUGGUCGAUUCAUUUUCUAAGAAAGACUGGUACGAUGUGAAAGCUCCAGCCGUGUUCAAUAUUAGGAACAUCGGGAAGACACUAGUCACGAGGACUCAAGGAACCAAAAUUGCCUCUGAUGGCCUCAAGGGUCAUGUGUUUGAAGUGAGCCUUGCAGAUCUACAGAAUGAUGAAGUUGCGUUUAGAAAAUUCAAGCUAAUCACUGAGGACGUUCAGGGCAAAAACUGUCUGACUAACUUCCAUGGUAUGGAUCUUACCCGGGACAAAAUGUGCUCCAUGGUCAAGAAGUGGCAGACCAUGAUUGAGAAGCUAAAAGAUUAUGCUUUCAUUCAUUUUGAUGAGAGAGAUGGUGCUGUCAAGGCUAUGGAAGAAAUGAAUGGUAAAGACUUGGAGGGAGAAAAUAUUGAAAUUGUUUUUGCUAAGCCACCAGAUCAGAAGAGGAAAGAAAGAAAAGCUCAGAGGCAAGCAGCAAAGAAUCAAAUGUACGAUGAUUACUACUAUUAUGGUCCACCUCAUAUGCCUCCCCCAACAAGAGGUCGAGGGCGUGGAGGUAGAGGUGGCUAUGGAUAUCCUCCAGAUUAUUAUGGAUACGAAGNUUAUUAUGAUUAUUAUGGUUAUGAUUACCAUAACUAUCGUGGUGGAUAUGAAGAUCCAUACUAUGGUUAUGAAGAUUUUCAAGUUGGAGCNNGAGGAAGGGGUGGUAGAGGAGCAAGGGGUGCUGCUCCAUCCAGAGGUUGUGGGGCUGCUCCUCCCCGUGGUAGAGCCGGUUAUUCACAGAGAGGAGGCCCUGGAUCAGCAAGAGGCGUUCGUGGUGCGAGAGGAGGUGCCCAACAACAAAGAGGCCACGGGCAGGGAAAAGGGGUCGAGGCCGGUCCUGACCUGUUACAAUGAAGACUGACUUGCUAUGUGGGAUUACACCAGAAGCUUGCAGUGGAGUAAUGGUAAGGAAAAUCAAGAAACCUUAAAUAUCUUGGAUGUAUAGGAGCAUAUUCUAUUGCAGAAGACCCUCCUAUGAAGAUCAUGGAAUCAAAUACGGGACAUUGAACUAAUACUUGGACUUUGNUAUGAAUUUCUUUAACAAUUUUCUCUGCAGUGCAAGUUAUUAAACUAAAGCUACUCUAUUUUCCAAAUGUGUUCCAAAAAAUCCUUCAUAACUUCUAGCAUGGUAUCUUAAUAAAGAAUAAAGUUGUUCUCUUUAAAAAAUCUGCUCUAAGUNGAUUUUUCCCCUCUUUUUUAAUUAAGGAUCUCAGCAGUGGUAUUCUGAAAUAUUCUCUUGAAUUUGUGCAUUUAAAUUUUAUUGCAGUGAUACAGAUGCCACUGUUGGNACCCUUAAAUUUUUAUUUCUGCUCACCAAGGUUAAUCAUGAUUGUCUAUAUCUUUUUUAUAGUAAUCACUUUUGAAUUGUGUUCAGAUGCAGUUUCAGGUGUAAUCAUCAGAGCUGGUUAGUCAGGCAUUCCAGAUAGUGGUUCUUUUCAGAACCUUUUUUAAAGGGUUGGU
Messenger RNA from Mus caroli (Ryukyu mouse), 1575 nucleotides. NCBI's taxonomy places the organism in Eukaryota, Metazoa, Chordata, Mammalia, Rodentia, Muridae. The record is from RefSeq and is a predicted model, not a curated record.